Gossypium raimondii (Peruvian cotton) is the source of this 834-nucleotide messenger RNA. Its product is annotated as 60S ribosomal protein L18-2. NCBI's taxonomy places the organism in Eukaryota, Viridiplantae, Streptophyta, Magnoliopsida, Malvales, Malvaceae. Gene Ontology annotation, molecular function: RNA binding; structural constituent of ribosome. The record is from RefSeq and is a predicted model, not a curated record. Gene Ontology annotation, biological process: translation. The transcript has 5 exons. The coding region runs from base 95 to 658 and encodes 187 amino acids. Gene Ontology annotation, cellular component: ribosome; cytosolic large ribosomal subunit.
UCCUUCACUCAGCAGCGGCUCCCCCCGCCUUUUCCCCUUAACCCUCAACCGCAAAAAAAAAAAAAAAAGAGUAGCAGUACCGGUUUCACCAGCUAUGGGUAUCGACUUGGUCGCCGGCGGCAAGAGCAAGAAGACGAAGAGAACUGCUCCCAAGUCUGAUGAUAUAUAUCUCAAGCUCCUUGUCAAGCUUUACCGUUUUCUGGUAAGAAGAACUGGCAGCAAAUUCAAUGCGGUGAUCUUGAAGCGGCUAUUUAUGAGCAAAACCAACAAGCCUCCUUUAUCUCUUUCUAGGUUGAUUCAAUUCAUGAAGGGCAAGGAGGAUAAGAUUGCUGUGGUAGUCGGGGCUGUCACCGAUGACAUUCGUGUGUAUGAAGUUCCUGCGCUGAAGGUUACUGCGUUAAGGUUCACUGAAACGGCCAGGGCAAGGAUUGAGAAAGCUGGUGGGGAGUGUUUAACAUUUGACCAACUUGCUCUUCGAGCACCUCUUGGACAGAACACGGUUCUCCUCCGAGGUCCAAAGAAUGCUCGUGAGGCAGUGAAGCACUUCGGACCAGCUCCUGGUGUGCCACACAGCCACACCAAGCCCUAUGUGCGGGCAAAGGGAAGGAAAUUUGAGAGGGCUAGAGGAAGAAGGAACAGCAAAGGCUUCAGGGUUUGAGUUUGUGAUUACCCUGGAACAAAAUGACUUAUCAACCUAUUAUCAUGAAAAUGAGAAUUCUCAGUUUUUCUUAUUUUGUUUUUCCAUGGAACAUUAUUAUAAUUGGGGAUAUUUUGUAAUUUUGUUUAUCAAGGACAUUUUGGACUGAUUAAAAAGUUUUUUUUCCCUCUUCUAAA